Molecule: messenger RNA, 781 nt
Organism: Brassica oleracea var. oleracea
Lineage: Eukaryota; Viridiplantae; Streptophyta; Magnoliopsida; Brassicales; Brassicaceae
Product: ubiquitin-conjugating enzyme E2 30-like
Exons: 5
Coding region: 154-600 (148 amino acids)
Biological process (GO): protein polyubiquitination
Cellular component (GO): nucleus
Molecular function (GO): ubiquitin conjugating enzyme activity
Source: RefSeq, a predicted model, not a curated record
CUCUUGAGAUUUCCCAAGAUCAAAUCAAAACCCUACGAAAGGUUAGGUAGGUAAAGGUCACAGUUUAGUUCUCAACGAAAAAUCUCGAUUCGAUCUGAUCAUCGUUUCCCAGCUCACCGAUCAUCUUCCUGGAAGCAGCAAGUACAGUUCAAGAUGGCUUCGAAAAGAAUCAACAAGGAGCUUAGGGACCUCCAAAGGGAUCCUCCAGUCUCAUGCAGUGCCGGUCCUGUGGGUGAUGAUAUGUUCCACUGGCAAGCGACUAUCAUGGGUCCAACUGAUAGCCCAUUCUCCGGAGGUGUGUUUCUUGUUUCCAUUCACUUCCCACCAGAUUACCCCUUCAAGCCACCAAAGGUUUCUUUCCGCACCAAGGUUUACCACCCGAAUAUCAACAGCAAUGGCAGCAUCUGUCUUGACAUUCUGAAAGAGCAGUGGAGCCCUGCGCUUACCAUAUCCAAGGUCCUUCUUUCGAUAUGCUCACUGCUGACAGAUCCAAACCCUGAUGAUCCUCUGGUUCCAGAAAUAGCUCACACCUACAAGACAGACCGAGUCAAGUACGAGAGCACUGCCCGAUCCUGGACCCAGAAGUAUGCAAUGGGAUGAUGAUGAUUGGCAAUAAUAAUCCGCACCAAUACAUUGCGCAUUGUCUAAGAAUGUGAGAAAUAAGAUUGAAAAAAAAAACAGAGUGUGGCGUUUACUUGGUUGCUUUAUUAGUUUUAUCAUCAUCUUAAGACGUGUGUUGGUUUGUGUACAUGAGCUUUUAUAUUGAGACAUUUUGAGAGCU